Messenger RNA from Camellia sinensis, 1320 nucleotides. The record is from RefSeq and is a predicted model, not a curated record. NCBI's taxonomy places the organism in Eukaryota, Viridiplantae, Streptophyta, Magnoliopsida, Ericales, Theaceae.
AUGGUGUCCGACCAGGACAUAGCCGAAGCACUAGAAUCCAGUACAGAAGAAGCCGACAAUGAAGCUCGAUCUCACCCACCACCACCUCCUCCGCCGCCGCAACAACAACAACCCCAUCUCCACCACCACCACCAUCACCAUCACCAUCAACAGCAACAGCAACAGCAACAACCUCCUCCCAAAGAUCACUUUCUCCUCCACCAAAACCCUAAUUUCCAUGCCGCUCCUUCGCAGCUCCCUCCCAAUUUCACCGUUCACCGGCCACAGCAUCCGCCUCCGGCGACAAAGACUGAAUCUUUGGUCACCGAUGUGGCUACCUCCGCCGCCUCUAGUGCUGCUGUUGCUACCCCUGCUGAAACCCCCAAAGAGAGUGCCCAACCUGCAAAAAAAAGAAGAGGUGGCCCAGGGGGGUUAAACAAGCUUUGUGGGGUUUCACCUGAACUUCAGGUCAUUGUCGGGCAUCCAGCACUGCCUAGGACUGAGAUUGUAAAGCAGCUGUGGGCGUACAUAAGGAAAAACAAUCUUCAAGAUCCAAGUAACAAACGGAAGAUAAUUUGUAAUGAUGAGCUGCGUUUGGUGUUUGAGACAGACUGUACUGACAUGUUCAAGAUGAAUAAAUUGCUAGCUAAACAUAUCAUCUCUCUUGAGCCUAAAAAACCGGUAGGUCAAAAUUCUAAGAAACCGAAAGUCGAAGUGGAAUCAGGGACCAAAAGUGGCGAAUCUGGUCCAGUUGUGGUAAUAUCUGAAGCACUUGCAAAUUUUUUUGGUAUGGGUGGAAGAGAGAUGCUGCAUUCUGAAGUCAUAAGACGUGUUUGGGAAUACAUAAAGUUCAACCAACUCGGGGAUCCUCUGAGUUCCAUGGUGAUCCAAUGUGAUACAAAGCUUCAAGAGCUGUUUGGAUGUGCAACCAUUUCUACAUUGGGGAUCCCUGAGAUGUUAGCACGCCAUCAUCUAUUUAAGAGAUGAUGACAAAUGAUAUCGUUGACAGAUACAUGGUGUUUAAUCUAACCUACUGGGUUCUGACGUUAUAGCAAAUACUACCCCGAAUGGUUUAUUUGUGUUUAGAUUUCAUGUUGACUCAGCUAGGUAAGUUGUGAGUAGAAAGAAAACGGAAAGGGGCUAAUGGUGAGUUGUGUUGUGUACCUAGCACCAAUAGUCCUCAGGUUAUGUUUUUGUUAUUUGGCAUAUCUUAGGGUUUACAUUUCUGCUGGAAUUUCUAACCGUUGUAAAAUGCAGUCAAUAGGAAAACAGGCGUCAAUGUAAAGGAUGAUAUUAACCCCCUAUCUGAUUAUGCAAAACAGUAUUAACUUAAGAUCCACA